Suricata suricatta (meerkat) is the source of this 2659-nucleotide messenger RNA. It is a transcript of the gene TRMT1L, whose product is annotated as tRNA methyltransferase 1 like. The transcript has 15 exons. Lineage: Eukaryota; Metazoa; Chordata; Mammalia; Carnivora; Herpestidae. Bases 243 to 2447 code for a protein of 734 amino acids. Gene Ontology annotation, cellular component: nucleus. Gene Ontology annotation, biological process: tRNA N2-guanine methylation. The record is from RefSeq and is a predicted model, not a curated record. Gene Ontology annotation, molecular function: RNA binding.
GUCGUAACGCCUCAGGGAAAGGGAAGCGGUUGGGCCCGCGAAUCGCUGCUUCUGGCUUUUUAUUUUUCUGGUGACAGGAUUUGGUCACUGGUUCUUCAUCUUUUGUCUGUUGCACGCAUCCAGCCCUCCCCAUUUGCUUUCCCACUCCUUGGAACCAGCCCUCUGGGCUUUCACGCCAGUUCUCUGACCCCGCCGUGAGCCCCUCCUGGUCCCAGGGCGGGCCUGGCACGGAGGCGGUAACUAUGGAGAAUAUGGCGGAGGAGGAGCUGCUACCCCAGGAGAAGGAGGAGGUGGAGGUGGCCCAGGUCCAGGUCCCGACCCCAGCUCCGGACUCGGCUCGGGUCCCAGCUCCGGCCCCGGAUUCGGCCCCGGCCCCGGACUCGGCUCCGACUCCGGCCUCGGCUCCAGCCCCAGCCCCUGCCCUGGCCCAGGCUCCGGCCCUGUCCCCGUCCCUAGCCUCUGCCCCUGACGAGGCUGAAAGCAAGAGACACAUCUCAAUUCAAAGGCAGCUUGCUGAUCUAGAGAAGUUAGCUUUCGUAACUGAAGGGGAUUUUGACUCUGCCAGUUCGUUGAACUCAGAUAAUCUUGAUGCAGGAAACAAACAAUCUUGUCCGUUGUGCCCUAAGGAAAAAUUCAGAGCUUGUAAUAGCCAUAAGCUUCGUCGUCACCUUCAAAAUUUACACUGGAAAGUCUCAGUUGAAUUUGAAGGAUACAGGAUGUGCAUCUGUCACUUACCUUGUCGACCAGUGAAACCAAACAUUAUUGGAGAACAGAUAUCCAGUAAAAUGGGCGCCCAUUAUCAUUGUAUCAUUUGUUCAGCAACAAUCACCAGAAGGACCGAUAUGCUGGGACAUGUUAGGCGACAUGUGAAUAAAGGAGAGACGAAAUCCAGGUAUAUUGCUGCUUCUGCUGCUAAACCACCUAAUGAAAUUCUGAAAGAGGCAGACACAGAUGUACAAGUUUGUCCUAACUAUUCUAUACCUCAAAAAACUGAUUCCUAUUUUAAUCCCAAAAUGAAACUAAAUCGGCAGCUAAUAUUUUGUACAUUGGCUGCUUUGGCCAAGGAACGAAAACCUUUGGAAUGUCUAGAUGCCUUUGGAGCCACUGGGAUAAUGGGAUUACAAUGGGCAAAACAUCUUGGAAAUGCAGUUAAGGUUACAAUUAAUGACUUGAAUGAGAACUCUGUGACACUGAUUCAGGAAAAUUGUCAUUUAAACAAGUUGAAAGUGGUGGUAGACAGUAAGGAAAAGGAGGAGAGUGAUGAUAUUCUUGAAGAAGGAGAAGAAAAGCUUGGUAACAUUAAGGUGACCAAAAUGGAUGCCAAUGUACUGAUGCAUUUGAGAUCCUUUGAUUUCAUACAUCUAGACCCUUUUGGAACAUCAGUGAACUAUCUAGAUUCUGCAUUCAGAAAUAUAAGAAACCUUGGCAUAGUGUCUGUGACUUCUACAGAUAUCAGUUCUUUGUAUGCCAAGGCACAACAUGUUGCCCGGCGUCACUAUGGGUGUACUAUUGUCCGAACUGAAUAUUACAAGGAGCUAGCAGCCAGAAUUGUCGUGGCUGCCGUGGCAAGAGCUGCAGCCCGAUGUAACAAAGGCAUUGAAGUACUGUUUGCAGUGGCUUUGGAACAUUUUGUGUUGGUUGUUGUGAGAGUUUUGAGGGGGCCUACUUCUGCCGAUGAAACAGCCAAGAAGAUUCAGUACCUGAUCCAUUGUCAGUGGUGUGAAGAGAGAAUUUUUCAGAAGGAUGGUAAUAUGGUAGAAGAAAACCCAUAUAGACAGCUGCCCUGUAACUGUCACGGAAGCAUGCCUGGAAAGACAGCAAUAGAACUUGGACCUCUAUGGUCAAGUUCCCUUUUCAAUACUGGAUUCCUCAAAAGAAUGCUAUCUGAAUCUCUUCACCAUGGUUUAGAUGACAUUCAGACCCUAAUAAAGACAUUAAUCUUUGAAUCAGAAUGUACUCCUCAAAGUCAGUUUUCAGUUCAAACACCUUCAAAUCUCAAGCAAGAAGAAUGUGGUGUGUUUAUUAAAACUACAGAGGAUACCACAACAGAUAAUUACAUUGCACAAGGAAAAAGAAAAGGUAAUGAAACAAUCACAACUUUAGCCAAAAGGCAAAAGACUGAUGUCAGUGCUGAACAUCCUCCCUUUUAUUACAACAUCCACAGACACAGCAUUAAAGGAAUGAAUAUGCCAAAGUUGAAAAAGUUUUUGUGCUAUCUUUCUCAAGCAGGCUUUCGAGUAAGCCGAACUCAUUUUGACCCAAUGGGUGUUCGUACAGAUGCACCUCUGAUGCAGUUUAAAUCGAUCCUUUUAAAGUACAGCACCCCUACGUACACGGGAGGACAGUCAGAGGGCCACGUGCAGCCAGCAUCCGAGGACACAGUGGCUGACAGGGUGGAAAUGUCAGCGAAUGACAAAGCAGAAGCAAGCAGUUGCAGAAGAUGGUAAAUGUAGAGAAGAGUUACUCCAGAUGUCUGUCUAGAUGGCCUGAAAGUUCUCUAUACCAACUGUAGUUUUUUCUAUUCUUUUAAUUCAGUGGUGUAAAAAUAAACAACAGUGCUGUUUUCAUUCAGAAAAUUAGCAGUUUCUAACUUAGCUAGUUUGGGAGCUAUGCUUUCCAGGUUUUUCUUACUGCAAAGAAAACGAGAUUUUAUUGAAAA